Messenger RNA from Clupea harengus (Atlantic herring), 1239 nucleotides. RefSeq names its product adhesion G-protein coupled receptor G2-like. NCBI's taxonomy places the organism in Eukaryota, Metazoa, Chordata, Actinopteri, Clupeiformes, Clupeidae. Gene Ontology annotation, molecular function: G protein-coupled receptor activity. Bases 88 to 1239 code for a protein of 383 amino acids. Gene Ontology annotation, biological process: cell surface receptor signaling pathway; adenylate cyclase-activating G protein-coupled receptor signaling pathway. Gene Ontology annotation, cellular component: plasma membrane. The record is from RefSeq and is a predicted model, not a curated record. The transcript is spliced from 12 exons.
GCGGCUGGGAACAUCAGAGAACAUCAGAGCCUUUUGCGCUUGAAGACGGUCCAUCCCAGAACUACGACAGUUCAAGCAGAAAGCAGGAUGUUUCCUAUCAUGGCGAUGCUCUUGCUGAUAGGAACCACAGCUGAGAGAGACACGCCCACCUUCAUCUACACUAACAGCACCGGGUUUGGUUUCUCCAUGCGCGAGUGCCGGCUUCACAUCACCGACGACCCGAAGAACCCCCUGAGCUGCGUGAAGAACCAGACGGCAUGCUACGUCUCGUGCUCGGAAGGGGGCAACUUUAACUUUACGUCUAACUCCAGUGAACUCACGGUGGAAGGCAAUCAAGCCUGUGACAGUUUCUACAUCGCUGGAGCAAAUAACACCUGUAAACUCGUCCCGUGCACCACGAAUGAAAUUAAAGAAGUUCUACAGCCGUUAAAUAACCCAUCUGCAAACCUUAAUGAGCUGAAAACACUUCUGAAUGUCAAACAGAUGUGCAACAAUCUCUUUGAUGAUUUUCAAUUCGUGGAUUUCUACAUUGGAGUAGAAGAACGCAUCAUACACAACGUUCUCAGGGACCUGUCGUUAGCUAAUGUUUCACUGGACUUUGACCUGGAGGACCUCGUCAUGACGGUGACCGGUGUUAAUUGCAGCAGGCAAGACCACUUCAUAAAUGUGACGUCACCAACGAGUGUUCCAGGCUACACCCCUGUGGAGACACUGAUUCCUAGUGUUCCAGGCUACACCCCUGUGGAGACGCUGAUUCCUGUGGAAGCUUUCAUCAACACCCCAGCGGAGAAACAGAAGGCAGCAGUGGUGCGUUACAGGUCUUCACAGCAGUUUCUGGUCGGUCAGGAUGUCAAGCUGGUAUCCACGGUGGUUCGGGUGGAAGUGCUGGAGCCUCUGAAACAGCUGAAGACGCCGCUGAGGAUGAGUUUCGCUGUGAAUUGGAUCGAUUUCUCUCCAGUACAGAAUCAGAAUUUCUCCUGUCAGUUUUACAAUCACUCUGCCCUCCAAGAUGACAGCAGGUGGAGCAGUGAUGGAUGCACGGUGAACACAGUGAACACGACGGUGGAGUGCUCAUGUGAUCACAUGACUCCUUUCGCUGUGCUCCUGAUCCCAGGCCUUGAGGGGACUCUGGACCCGCUGCACUGGACCAUCCUGUCGUACAUCAGUUACAUCGGCUGUGGUCUCUCAGCUCUCUUCUCCGCUAUCGCCAUCCUGUCUUAUUUCAUCAUAAGUGUCUGA